AUGUGCAGCAUGAUGGUAUCUCGAGAAUUGUUCAAUGUACCUUCAUUCAUUCAACCCCUAGUGGGCUCUGAGAUACGAACCGUUGAGAUGCACACUUCGGGUGAAGCGGCGCGUAUCCAGCGGUCACUGGCUCGAUCACAGUAUGAUCAUCUCCGCCGCAGCAUCAUUUACGAGCCGUGCAGCCACCAAGACAUGUAUGGAGCUGUAUUGAGACCACAUACAGAGCUGGUAGACUCGGGAGAGGCUCACAUGGAGGCGUUAUUUCUUACACACGAAGGCUACGUUGUUAUGUGCGGUCACGCCACCAUUACCCUCGGCAGGUUUCUUGUCGAUUGUACCGACGAAACCAUUUUCCCCCGGCGCAAAGACCUGCAGUUUGACAAAGACGAGAAGCAAGUUGAAUUCCGCUUACACGCCCUAGUCGGACUUGUCUGUAUGACGGUUCCUAUUGUCGAGGUAAACGGGUUCUGGCGAAUGGUCACCAGCCGUCUGAUUACAAUUUUCUCUGUACCCACGUUUGCGACCGCCAUCGAUCUUUCCGUUUCGAUCCCAGUAAGCCUGCGCUGGGCAGAGUUGGGUGACGACACACAUGUAACCGUCGACGUUGGUUUCGGCGGUGCAUUUUACGCGAUUGCCCCCGCCUCUGCGUUGGGGUUCCCUGCUUCACUGGCCAAACCCGAUAUCCCAGCGCAGCGCUUAAAGUUCAAAGAGGCUUUCAAUGCUUCUUCUGACCUCCGGGCUCGUCUACAUAAUCCGGACGACGAAAACCCGCAAUACUUAUACGGCAUCAUGGUCACGGAUACAGGUAGCAACGACGAACUUCCCACAACUCCUGGUUGCACUGGGGCAGAGACGGGACUCUAUUUCUUUGGCGACCAGCAGGUCGAUCGUAGCCCAACUGGAUCCGUUGUACAGGCGAGAGUGGCGUUGGCCAUGGCGAAAUGUCAGAGGAAGCUGGACGAGUCAUGGACGUAUCACAGCCUGGUGUCGAAAGCUAUAGGGGGCUACAGGAAUGCUUUUGUUGGUAGGCCGGUACAGGAGCUAAAGGUCAGCAGAAACAAGGCUUGGCGAAUUGAGGUGAGCGGACAGGCUUCCUACAUUGGAACAAGCACAUUUAUCGCAGAGGAAGACGACGAUAUUGGCAAAGGAUUUUCUUUUCGGUCGCUAGGCAUAUAA
Molecule: messenger RNA, 1176 nt
Organism: Colletotrichum navitas
Lineage: Eukaryota; Fungi; Ascomycota; Sordariomycetes; Glomerellales; Glomerellaceae
Product: proline racemase
Exons: 4
Coding region: 1-1176 (391 amino acids)
Molecular function (GO): hydro-lyase activity
Source: RefSeq, a predicted model, not a curated record